AUGGAUAUGGCUACUUCCAACAUAAAUGGUCAUGGCGACAGACCUUCUCCAGCUGCAAGAUUUCCUACAGCUCCUUCAGUCAUGACAAUGAAUGGCAACUUUGCUUCCGUCGGCGAUGCGCCGACAAAAGAACAAUAUGAACAUGGCAUACAAGUUAUUGAUGAACAGAAGGAAUUCAAUCCUAAUCUCAACGAGUAUCUCCAAUAUACCGAUACAGCACACUCUGGCUUUAACUAUCACCUUAUAUCAGUAUUUGGGUCACAAUCGACCGGAAAGUCUACCCUCCUUAAUCAUUUAUUUGGCACACAAUUUGGGGUGAUGUCUGAAAGGGAGAGGCGGCAGACUACAAAAGGAAUAUGGAUGUCAAAGAAUAAGAAUCAAAGCUCUGGAGCUUCUGAAUCUGAGACUAUGGCAGACAAUAUUUUGGUUAUGGAUGUUGAGGGAACAGAUGGCAGGGAGCGGGGUGAAGAUCAAGACUUUGAAAGAAAAAGUGCCCUCUUUGCUCUGGCCACCUCAGAGGUUCUCAUUGUAAAUAUAUGGGAACAUCAAGUAGGUUUAUAUCAGGGCGCAAAUAUGGGAUUACUCAAAACUGUAUUUGAAGUUAAUUGCCAACUAUUUUUAAAGGACAAGCAGUCUACUCCACGAUCCCUUCUAUUCUUUGUUAUUCGAGACCAUCUUGGAACCACCCCACUUGCGAAUCUUAAGGAAACUCUUAUUCAAGAUUUAAGCGCUAUAUGGACUUCUCUCUCAAAACCUGCCGGCCUUGAGAAUUCAAAGAUAGAAGACUAUUUCGACUUUGCGUUCGCAGCUUUACCACAUAAGAUCUUACAACCAGACAAGUUCAUUACGGAAGUGCAAAAACUUGGUACACGAUUUAGAGCUGGCCGUAAAUCUGCAAGGGCUGAAGAUGCUGGAUUUGAAGGAGGUGUCUUCUUGCCAGAGUAUCAUCGUAGAAUUCCUGCAGACGGAUUUGCGGUAUACACGGAGGGUGUAUGGGAUCAAAUCGUGAAUAACAAAGAUUUGGACCUUCCUACUCAGCAAGAACUUUUGGCACAAUUUCGUUGCGACGAAAUCUCCCGAGAAGUUUUGAUCUCAUUCGACGCAAAGAUUCAUCCACUGGAAGAGAAGCAAGGAGAAGAUGUCAGAUCUGGGAAACCUACUGUGAUUGCUGAUUUAGGUGUUACGGGUAAAACGGCUCGCACAAGUACCAUCAAGCAUUUUGAGACACAAGCUAGCAGGUAUCACAAAGCCGUAUAUACUUUGAAGCGUACCGAGCUUGAAGGCAAGAUUGACACGAGGUUAAAGUUAUUAUUCCAUGGUCAAUUGCUCGCAGCUCACAAGUCCGGUGUUGCAUCGUUUAGCGAUGCCGUUUCCACCGCUGUGAAGAAUGGCCAGAAGAGGGCAGCUUCAUAUGAAUUCGCAGAUAUCGUGGAACGAGAAAAGGAGGUUGCGCUUAAAACCUUCGAGGCAGAAAUGAAGAGCCUUUAUAUUGAAGAGUUAUCAUGGACUAAUUUUAGCUCCUCAUACGACCUUUUUGAAAAAGAUCUUAACGAAGUUAGCGGUAAUCUCAGAAAGGAAGAGAUGAGACGUCUCGCAACACAUGUUGAGCGAUGGGUGAGAUCACGAUUGAACGAUUCUAUUGGAGUUGAGUUCAAUAAACUCGGUUCUGGAAGAGGUGGUAGUGGAGCCCCUGAGACAGGGGAAAAGCCUGCUACCGAGAAAGAUUUGUGGGAUAGAAUAUGGAAAACUUUUACUGGAACAGUCAAGGAAGCAGAGUCUAAAUUUAUCGAACGAGCAAAGAGUUUUGAUGCUAGUGAGGAUGAAAUCGAAAUUGGUCUAUGGCGUCUCAGGAGAAAGAGUUGGGGUGUUCUCCGAGCCAAAAUUGACGAGGAAGUCAUGGAAGGUAAUAUCCUCCUUAAACUUCGAGAGAACUUUGAGGAUAAAUUCCGCUACGAUGAAGCGGGUGUUCCACGUAUAUGGCGACCUUCUGAUGAUAUUGAGGGAAUUUAUACCAAGGCUAGAGAAUCAACUCUUACCCUCAUACCAUUAUUGGCCAAAUUCAAGCUCUUGGAAACAUCAUCACCUCCCGAAUUACCCGAAUGGAUUGGUAACACUCCGGCUAGUGUUGAUCCUAAAGAUGAAGAAGAUCUUACACCUAUUGGUGGUGUGGAUGAAGAAGAAGGAAAGAGUCUUGAAGAAGAAAUGACAGUUCUUAGUGAAGCCAAACGUCAAGAUCUCGUGGUUAGAUUCAAGAAGACAGCAGAUGGUGUAUAUGUUGAAGCUAAACGUAGUGCUAUUGGUGGUGUGGCUCAAGUUCCUUUGUACUUCUAUGGUCUACUAUUGGCUUUAGGUUGGAAUGAGAUUGUUGCUGUCCUACGCAAUCCCAUCUACUUUGUCUUCCUCAUUCUUUGCGGUGUCGCAGGUUACGUCACUUACACGCUCAAUCUCUGGGGUCCAAUUAUUCGCAUGUUAAAUGCGGCUAGUACACAAGGAGUGGAGAUUGGAAAGGAAAAGUUGAGGGAAUUCUUGAAGGAUUCAGAGGUAGGGAGACAGGCUUUGGGAAUGCAAGGGAGAGAUGCGGGGGAUAGUGAUGCGAUUAGUUUGAAUACUUUGGAUAGUAGAGGAAAGAGGGUGGUUAGAGAGGAUGAGGAUGUGGAUGAGAUUUAG
Molecule: messenger RNA, 2667 nt
Organism: Sclerotinia sclerotiorum 1980 UF-70
Lineage: Eukaryota; Fungi; Ascomycota; Leotiomycetes; Helotiales; Sclerotiniaceae
Exons: 4
Coding region: 1-2667 (888 amino acids)
Biological process (GO): endoplasmic reticulum membrane fusion
Cellular component (GO): endoplasmic reticulum
Molecular function (GO): GTPase activity; GTP binding
Source: RefSeq, a predicted model, not a curated record